Planococcus citri (citrus mealybug) is the source of this 2090-nucleotide messenger RNA. RefSeq lists its product as uncharacterized. The record is from RefSeq and is a predicted model, not a curated record. NCBI's taxonomy places the organism in Eukaryota, Metazoa, Arthropoda, Insecta, Hemiptera, Pseudococcidae. The coding region runs from base 128 to 1864 and encodes 578 amino acids. The transcript is spliced from 2 exons.
CAUACUAACUUAUUGCAAUUUGUUGAUUGUAGGUACAGUAGGUUACCUGGUAUGUAGUACCUUCCACGGUAACUUUUUGAUUGUUAGCAUUACCUACCUAUACAUACUUGAGUAAUUAGAUAACGUGAUGAAACUAUGUUCAACAAUAUUCUUUGCAUUACAUUUUCCAACGACAGCAAUUUGCAACUCAUUACCUGCUCCACGACCACUUAAAAAACUCAUUUCGGGAGGUGCCAGUAUAACAGAUGUUUUCAAGUACAACAGAAUCUAUGUCGAUAAGACCAAAUUUGCUUUCACUCUGUUAACUGCCGAAGAACACCAUGUCAGCUUACUUCGACCCAGACGAUUUGGGAAAAGUCUGUUUUUGGAUACAUUAAAGGAAAUCCUUGAAGGCAAUACAGAACUGUUCAAGAAUUGUUAUAUAGGAAAAACAGAAUAUGGGUGGAAAAAGCAUAUUGUUCUAACAUUCGACUUUUCCACAUUCUCUUCCAAAAAUGAUGGGGAUUUUGACAAGUCUUUGAGGGCAGCACUCCUAAGGAUGGCAAGGUUUAACGAAGUAUCUAUUAAAGGAGAAACUACUAAUAUUCUUCUUAUUGACCUCUUGGACAAAUUAUCAAACAAGAUUGAUCACACCACUACCCAUGGCAUCGCUGUAUUGAUCGAUGAAUAUGAUACACAAAUUCUCAGAAACCUUGACAAUCCGACGCUAGCGCAAAAUAUUUCAAAAGAUAUCGACAGUUUUUUUUAUGCCCUGAAAUACAAUUCCAAGAGCAGUGUAAUCAAGUUUACAUUUGUUACAGGAGUGAGUAACUUUGCCCUUUUUUCAAGUGCCUCUAGACCUAACCAUAUUGCAGAUAUUUCGCUAGAGCCAAGAUACAGUACUGCCCUAGGUUUCACAGAAGAUGAAAUUAAGAAGCACUUUUCAGAAUAUAUUCGUCACAUGGCCAAUACCCGAAAUCCAGCUGAAGACCAGAAGGUGACUGAGCAUACUAUACUUCAGGAAAUGCAUAAUUGGUACAACGGAUAUUUCUUCUCUAAAGAUACAAAUUUUGAAACCCGUAUUUUCAAUCCAUGCUCCAUAAGAGAGUAUCUUGAAAAUGGACGCAUACAAAAUACUUGGGCGACAACUGGAAGAGCUACAUCCUUAACUUAUGAAUUUCAGAAACAUUCCUUUGAAGAGGUGUUGAAGAGCUUUUACCUCACACCAAAGACUGUUGACGAAGUCACCCUCAAAAGUAGCUCCAGCAUUGAUAGCAUAAAAUUAUUACCCUUAUUCUACUACCACGGGUAUUACUCCAUCAAGGAAUAUUAUCCGAACCAAACCUACUGUCUUGACUUUCCAAAUUUAGAAGUCAAACAGGCUUUUGAAAACGAGGUUGAUCUAGCAGUAGAGGAUCGGAGAAUUGAAAUAAAAAACUUGAAAAGCUGUCUGGAGAUAUUAGAUCUGAAACAAUUUUUCAAAACUUUAGAGAGUAUUUUUUAUCACGUGCCAAGCAAUCUAAAUCAUUACAACGCCACUGAAAAAUCAUUUCAUAAGGCCAUCCAAGUACUUCUGACAUGUGCUGGUAUUCCAGCAAAAUCAGAUUACACAGGUUUGUUAGCAUCGCCAAACGUUGUGGUUGAAUUGAAAAACAAUGUGAUCAUUUUCGAACUGAACAUGGCAGAAAAAGAUGAGAAGGAGAAAGUUGCAGACAUUUCAUUAAAUCAAAGAAUGAAGAAGGGAUAUGAGAACAUUUUUUUCAAUAAACAAAAAAAUGUCACAUUUGUAAGCAUAUUUUUUGAUGCAGAAUCAUGGGAUAUUGGUUGGAAAGCUGAAUAUUAUUUGGAAAGUGGAGAAAAGAUUCAACCAAUGACAAGUGCCUAAUACAUCACUUAUUUACAAAAAGAUUAUUGCUUAUGUAAAUGUUUAAAUUUUCGAAAAGUUUCCGUCAAUUUUUUUUCUGAAUUAGCAAAUUUUUUCAUGUUAUCUAAAAAAAAUUUCAUUUUUGGUAUAUUUUCCAUCUCUUGCUCACCAUACGCAUAUUUUUAUCUGUUUGAAGAUUUCAAUAGUCCCAAAUUUUAAUGUUAUAUGGUACUUAGUAUAUGAUUAG